This is a messenger RNA of Grosmannia clavigera kw1407, 303 nucleotides long. RefSeq lists its product as uncharacterized. The transcript has a single exon. Bases 1 to 303 code for a protein of 100 amino acids. NCBI's taxonomy places the organism in Eukaryota, Fungi, Ascomycota, Sordariomycetes, Ophiostomatales, Ophiostomataceae. The record is from RefSeq and is a predicted model, not a curated record.
AUGAGCAGCAGCAACGCUGAGCGCGGCUCCCUAUCUUCGGACUCGGUGUCUGACUUGGUGCGGGCCGAGUAUCCGUACACGGAUGAUUACCGUGCUUUCAGCAGUGGAAGCAGCACCGGGACACCCCUGUCGCCGUCGUCAACACUGACAUCGUCAAGCUGUGCGUCGUCGACCGUGUUGACAAAAACGGCGGCCGUCAAGAACGCAAACAAGAACGUCAACGUCCACACGACGUGCGGGCGGCAUUCAAACGAGUGGCUGUUCAGCGGCUGGCCGUCACCGUUCCGUCGGCGCGACCAGUGA